This is a messenger RNA of Artibeus jamaicensis (Jamaican fruit-eating bat), 6220 nucleotides long. It is a transcript of the gene NLRP1, whose product is annotated as NLR family pyrin domain containing 1. The record is from RefSeq and is a predicted model, not a curated record. Gene Ontology annotation, biological process: regulation of inflammatory response; regulation of apoptotic process; innate immune response. Lineage: Eukaryota; Metazoa; Chordata; Mammalia; Chiroptera; Phyllostomidae. Gene Ontology annotation, molecular function: protein binding. The transcript is spliced from 20 exons. The coding region runs from base 205 to 5262 and encodes 1685 amino acids. Gene Ontology annotation, cellular component: cytoplasm.
ACUGAGAGUGUUCUUCCUGCCUGCUGACCCAGGCAGAGGAGAAAUCUGAAGAGACCUGAGUGUGCAGCUUGGAACCAAAUCUUGCGAUCUGAAAGCCCACCCUGUGCUUGUCCUUCCCCCCACCCCACCUCCAGUAAACAUCAAAGCACAAGGCUGCUCCCAGGACUCCAGGACCAGGAGAGGGAAGACUGAGGAGCACAGAACAUGAAUGUCCCCAAGGCCCUCCCAGCCUGGACUAAGAAGUCCAGUGGAGCAGACAGAGCCGAUGCCUCAGACAAGCUCAAAGGAACAGAGAUGGCCAGUAGUAUCCAGCAGCAGCUGGCCCAAAACUUGGAGUUACUGAGGAAGGACCAGCUGAAGGAGUUCCAGCAGUUGCUGCCUGAGCAGGAUCUCUGCAAGCAGUCCCCUGGUGUGACCACAGCUCAACCAGAGAAGGUGGACAGCAUGGAGGUGGCUUCACACCUGGUGGCUCAAUAUGGGGAGCAGCAGGCCUGGGACCUGGCCCUGCAGACCUGGAAGCUGAUGGGCCUGAGCGAGCUGUGUGCCCGAGUCCAGAAAGAGGCAGCCUUGGAGUCAGGAAUCACAGAAGAAUACUAUAAGGAAAGUAGAAAGAUGCCAUGCCACACACGGUCAUGGAGAAAUGAGGAUUUCCAACAGAAAUUCACACAGCUGCUACUUCUACGCAGAUCGAAACCCAGAGGCUAUCAUUUUCCACUCUGGAAAAGAAAACAGGAGAGUACAGAUUAUCAAAAACAUUUUAUUGAGAUUGGAGACUUAUUUGGCCCAAGCCCAGGUACCCAGGAAGAGCCUCUCACAGUCGUACUGCAUGGGGUUGCAGGAAUCGGGAAGUCAACCCUGGCCAGGCAGGUGAGGAGAGCCUGGGAGGAAGGCAGGCUGUACAGGGACCGCUUCCAGCAUGUCUUCUACUUCAACUGCAGAGACUUGGCCCAGUCCAGGACAAUGAGUCUUGGUGAGCUCAUCUCAAAAGACUGGGCUGGCCCUGCAGCUCCCAUUGAACAGAUCCUGUCUCAGCACAAGAAGUUGCUUUUCAUUCUUGAUAACUUGGAUGAACCAAAAUGGGCCUUGAAACAGCACAGUUCUGAGCUCAGUCUGCACUGGAGCCAGCAGCAGGAGGUGCACACACUGCUGGGCAGUUUGCUGAAGAAAACCUUACUUCCUGGGGCUUCCCUGCUCAUCACAGCUCGGAUCACAGCUCUGGGGAAGCUCAUUCCUUCUUUACAGCAGCCACACUGGGUGGAGGUCCUGGGAUUCUCUGAGUCAGCCAGGAGGGACUAUUUCUACACAUACUUCACUGAUGAAAGCCAAGCAGUCAGAGCCUUCAGCUCAGUCGAAUCAAACCCGGCACUCUUGACCAUGUGUGUCAUGCCCUUGGUGUCCUGGCUGGUCUGCACUUGCCUGAAGCAGCAGAUGGAUCAAGGGCAAGAACUCUCACUGACCUGCCAGACAACCACCAUCCUCUGUCUGCACUACUUUUUCCACAUUCUCCAAGCUCAGUCCCUUGGGAUUAAGCUGAGUGGAUUCUACUCUCUGGCUGCUAAGGGCACCAGGCAAGGAAAGACCCUGUUCAGCCAUGAGGACCUCAGAGAACAUGGGUUGGAUGAGGACAUCAUCUUUACUCUCUUAAAGAGGGGUGUUCUUCAAGAACACCCCACAUCUAUGAACUACAGUUUCAUUCACCUGUGUUUUCAGGAGUUCUUUGCAGCAAUGUACUGUGUUUUGGGGGAUAAGAAGUUAAUUAGCAUCAGAAGUAUGAAAGACUUGAUAAGAGAAUAUGGGAUGGUUGGUGUGUUUGGGGAACCAACUACAUGUUUUCUAUUUGGCCUUUUGAGUGAGCAGGGGAUGAGAGAGAUGGAGAGCAUCUUCAAAUGCCAGCUGUCUCCGGAGAAGCAUCACAAACUGCUACAAUUGGCCAAGAAGGAGAUCGACCUCACACAGCAGAACCUAGAGCCAUAUUGUUGGCACUCGCUCCACUCUUUUUAUGAGUUUCAGGAUGAAAGUUUUCUGACAGCAAUAUCUGAUUUCUGUGGAAUGAGGAUAUGUGUCCAAACUGACAUGGAGCUCCUGGUGUUCUCUUUCUGCAUUAAAUUCAGCCAGCUGGUGAAGAGGCUUCAACUGAAUGAGGGUGAAUCUCAAAGGCAAACACAACGGCCUUCAGGUGUCAUUCUGUCCAGCUGGGGCCCAUUUACAGAUGCCUGGUGGCAGAUUUUCUUCUCCAUUCUUAAAGUUCCUGGGAGCCUGAAGGACCUGGACCUGAGAGGAAACUUCCUGAGCUACUCUGCAGUACAGAGUCUCUGUGAGGCCUUGAAAUGUCCACAUUGCCACCUGGAGACCCUGAGGUUGGCUGAAUGUGGUCUCACAGCAGUGGGCUGCCAGGAACUGGCUGGUGGGCUAAGCACCAACAGAAGCCUGACUGAGCUGGACCUGAGCUUCAAUGAGAUCCUGGACAUUGGAGCCAGGCACCUUUUCCAGAGCCUGAGAGUAUCCACCAGCAAACUGCAACACCUGCUGCUGAUCAGAUGUGGCCUCACAUUUGCCUGCUGCCAGGACCUGGCCUUCAUGCUCACUGACAGCCCAAGCCUGACAGAGCUGGACCUGAGGCAGAACAACCUAGGUGAUCUGGGCAUAAGGCUGCUCUGUAAAGGGCUUGGACAGCCCACCUGCCAACUUAGGCUCCUACGGCUGGCUGACUGUGGCCUCACAGCAAAGAACUGCCAGGAACUGGCCUGUGAGCUCAGCACCAACAGGAACCUGACCAACCUGGACCUGAGCUUCAACAAGCUUCUGGACAUCGGAGCCCAGUACCUUUUCAAAAGACUGAGAGUGUCCACCUGCAAGCUGCAGCGAUUGCUGCUGAUCAGAUGUGGCCUCACAUCUGCCUGCUGCCAGGACCUGGCCUCCAUGCUCACUGACAGCCCCAGCCUGACAGACCUGGACCUGAGGCAGAACAACCUGGGUGACCUGGGCAUGAGGCUGCUCUGUAAAGGGCUCGGGCAGCCCACCUGCCAACUCAGGCUCCUAUGGCUGGAUGACUGCUGCCUCACUGCAGAAGUGUGCCAGGACAUGGACUCUGGGUUGAGUACCAAUAGGAACCUGACCAAGCUGGACUUGAGUUUCAACAAGCUCCUAGACACUGGAGCCCAGCACCUUUUCCAGAAGCUAAGAGUGUCCACCUGCAAGCUGCAGCAACUGCUGCUGAUCAGAUGUGGCCUCACAUCUGCCUGCUGCCAGGACCUGGCCUUCAUGCUCACUGACAGCCCCAGCCUGACAGAGCUGGACCUGAGGCAGAACAACCUGGGUGACCUUGGCAUGAGGCUGCUCUGUAAAGGGCUUGGACAGCCCACCUGCCAACUCAGGCUCCUACGGUUGGCUGAAUGUGGUCUCACAGCAGUGGGCUGCCAGGAACUGGCUGGUGGGCUAAGCACCAACAGAAGCCUGACUGAGCUGGACCUGAGCUUCAAUGAGAUCCUGGACAUUGGAGCCCGGCACCUUUUCCAGAGCCUGAGAGUAUCCGCCAGCAAACUGCAACACCUGCUGCUGAUCAGAUGUGGCCUCACAUCUGCCUGCUGCCAGGACCUGGCCUCCAUGCUCACUGACAGCCCCAGCCUGACAGAGCUGGACCUGAGGCAGAACAACCUGGGUGACCUGGGCAUAAGGCUGCUCUGUAAAGGGCUCAGGCAGCCCACCUGUCAACUCAGGCUCCUACGCAUGGAUGAGACCCAGCUGAGUGACAAGGUGAAAAAGAUGCUGAGGGACCUGAAGCAGGAUAAGCCUCAGCUUGAAGUUAAUCUACAGAUAGGGGCCACAAGUGGGAUACAGAGAGGCUGGAGGCAGAGACAGACUAAAGCAGCAAGAAGUCAAAAACCCGUAGAAGUUCUGGACCUGGAUCAGCCCAAGAGUGUUCUGUGUCGUUCCCAGGGCACUGAUGCAGCUUCUUCUGAGAUCUCAGGGAGUAUGAAUGCCUCUCUGUCCAGCAAGAAAACACUGAGUUUGUCUAAAGAGGCCCCAGGUAAAGGACAGAUGGAUGAUGACACAUCCCCACUCAAAUGGCGCAGAUCAGAUUCGGGUAUUUUGAAGGGAACAGGGCUUGAAGGUGACUUCUGGGGCCCCACAAGGCCUGUGGCUCCAGAGGUGCUUGACAACGAGAGGAAUCUCUACAGAGUUCACCUCCCCAUGGCUGGCUCCUACCGUUGGCCCUACACAGGACUCCACUUUGUAGUGAGGAGGCCAGUGACCAUUGAGAUUGAAUUCUGCUCCUGGAAAGAGUUCAUGAACCGGAUCAUUCCACAGCACAGCUGGAUGGUGGCAGGGCCUCUGCUUGACAUCAAGGCUGAACCAGGAGCUGUGGCAGCUGUGUCCCUCCCUCACUUUGUAGAUGUCCAAGGGAAAAAUGUGGACAAAUCCUGGUUCCAAGUGGCCCACAUGAAAGAGGAGGGGAUAGUCCUGGAGGAGCCAGCCAGGGUGGAGCCACACUACGUAGUCCUGGAGAACCCCAGCUUCUCCCCCAUCGGAGUUCUACUGAGAAUUAUCCGUGCUGUCCUGCCCAUUCCCAUCACCUCCAACGUGCUGCUCUACUAUCACCUCCAGCAUGAGGAUGUCACCUUCCACCUCUACCUGAUUCCCAAUGACUGCUCCAUUCACAAGGCCAUAGAUGAUGAAGAAAAAAUAUUCCAGUUUGUGCCACUACACAAGCCACCUCCACUGAGCUCACUCUACAUGGGCUCCCGAUACACUGUGUCUGGUUCAGAGGAGAUGGAAAUAAUCCCUCAGGAACUGGAGCUUUGCUAUCGGAACCCUGGGGAAGCCCAGCUCUUCUCUGAGUUACACGUUGGCCAUUUGAGGUCAAAAAUCAAGCUGUACCUAAAACAGAAGGAAGAAGGAACUCUGGUGUGGGAGGCAUUGGUGAAAUCAGGAGACAUCAGACCUGAAGCUACUCUGGUCCCUCCACACCACACAGCCUCAACUUCACCCCCAGAGGCCCCAGCUCAGCUGCACUUUGUGGAUCGGCAUCGGGAGCAGCUGGUGGCUCGAGUGACUUCAGUGGAUGAAGUUCUGGACAAGCUACAUGGACAGGUGCUAAGCGAUGAGCAGUAUGAAAGGGUGCGGGCUGAGCCCACUAAUCCAGACAAGAUGAGGAUGCUGUUCAGCUUCAGCAACUCCUGGGACAGGGCCUGCAAAGAUCAACUCCUCCAAGCUCUAAAGGAGACCCAUCCUCACCUAAUUAAGGAACUCCAAGAGAGGUAGGGCCAAGAAGAAGAGUAGGGGGCUCCUCACCUUAUUGUGAACCCUGAAUCUCCUGACUGCUCUUUAGGUGUCCAUUUCUUCACCUCUAAACAAUUGCCAUCUGACCUGCCUUCUAAUAUGAACUUAUCAAACUUCGGUGAUGCCUUUGCUGGGCAGUACAUAUCCAUGCCCAAGAAAGCUUCAUCAGCACCCAGGCAGCCUCCCUUGGUUUUCACAGGCCAGUGGUCCAGGUGGGAUGGCAGCAUCUCAGGGAAUAUGGUGAGAAUGGACCAAUCACAGACAGGGGUGGGAGCUUCACUCUUUGUAAGUCAGCUCCUCUUGGCUCAGAGGAGACAACUUCCCUUUCCAAGAAGACUGUGUUUUCCUGGCUGGAGCUGAAGCAGCAAACACAUCUUGCCAGCCCAGAGCACACAACACAGCAAGUGGACCAAACUGGAGGGGUGCAGAGGAGAGCUGUCCAGCUCCAUUCAUCCACCUCACUGGAGGCUGCCUUGCAGCCACAUUGCUCCACAGCUGUGCUGACUCCAUACUGAGCUGUAACACUGCUGAGCUCUCUCACAGUCUUGUCAUUCUGCAUCUGUGCAGUUUCACUGCUGAGCUAUUUGCACUCAGCUAAGACUCCUUCUUCACCACACCCCAAAUUGGGGGUGUCUAUUGCUGUUCAAUUGGCCAGUGACCACAGCUGACACCUAACACAGGGCAAUGACCUGAUCUCCUGACACCAUCCUAGAACCAAUGCAUCUGGCCCUGACCAGCGUGGCCCAGUUGGUUGCAGUGUCAUCCUGCAAAGUGAAAGGUCACCGGUUUGAUUUCUAGUAGGACACAUAGCUGGGCUGUGGGUUGGUCCCUGCUUGGGACAUAUGCCAAAGGCAAUCUAUGGAUAUUUCUUUCUCUUUCUUUCCCCUUCCCUUCCCCUCCCUCCAAUAAUGAAUAAAUAAAGUGUUUUUUUAAUGCAUCA